GUUCAGCUGCACUGUGCGGCUCGCGGCCCUUGGGGAUUUUUAUGGACGUGAAGAGUAAUGGGCAUCGAUGAGAUUCGUAGCGGAGUGACGACGGUAUAAAUUCAGACGCGGGUUCUAUAAACUUACAAGCUCAACCGUCUGACAAAUCAUUCACAUUCACGGACGUUUUCAGAUAAUCUAAGAGGAUCGAGGAUUGGCAAUCAUGACGAGGUUUUCAAUUGUGCUCCCUCUGCUGAUGGUUUUGGUGCUGAGUCCAGCGAUAUCAGCGCAAAACAACUGGCGGCUUUUCGCCAACAAUCUCACCCCUCUGACCCUGGAUUUGCUGCUGUGCACUGCCACCGGAUGCGUUCCCAAGAGCCCUCGGAGUUCUUACACCAUCGGCCCCAAGGGCGUCCGUCUUCUGGGCCCCGGCGAUGACUGGGCCAAGAACUACAUGGUUCUGACCGAUAAAGCUUCGGGGCGCAAGCUCAUCAAGAAUUUGUGGACAGGCCAGCUCGACGCAAACAACAACGCCAACAUCCUCACGGUUGUGCAGAAAUCCAAGACCGUCACUGAAGUCUGGUUCUCCGACCUGUCAGGGAAGAAUGUUCUCCUGGGCCUGUUGCAGUAGCUCUCUGUGAAGGGAAGCAGGUCUUCUGUCGACACGAUCGGCGUACUCGUGCUGAUGGAUGAUCGAUCCGCACAUGGCACUGCAUUGCAGCUGCCACUGAAGUAAACUUGCACUUACCUGAUUUCUCAGAAGUUGACAGGUCCGAGGGAUUACGACAAUCACGUUGUGAUGGGUUGUGAUGGGUUCAUGAUUCUGUAUCAUCUGGUGGGUUUGUGGCCAGUCCUCUCCUGCUAAGUUCACACAAACUCAACUGUGGACGGGUGUUUAUGAUCGUACGUUGGCCUCGUGACCUUGGUGAAAAUUGAAGACUUGGCUCGUUGUAGAUAUCCAGCUCUUAUGGUGUUCAUGGUGCUCUUCGUUUCGUGGCUUGAUUGCGUUAGACAGCAUCUGCGUGGGAGGAAGAUCAAAUGUGACUCAGUACUCAGAAUUGUAACGCAUUGGUGAGGUAUCCAUGUACUGAGUAAGCAUUUGAACAAGAUAAAUUAUAUACAUUUUCACCGGUUUCUACCCUGCGUCUGUGGAAAGCUGGCUGUCUCACUUCAUAUCCGAUUGUGCAUUAUUUUGAGGUAGUCACCGGUAUUCUACCUCACCCACUAGGUUUAACUUUCCAGAAUCCUCGCAUUGCUUUGCAGAAUUGAUAUGAAAUUACUCCAUAAGUCUUGCGUCCAGAUCACCAAGUUGAAUCUUUUCCUGCGUGUUAUCUGUUUCAUUCUACGUGGGCGGAUAGAGAUAUGAACUCAAGUCCAACUUGGUACCACAAUCGUAAAUGCUCCUAAUUGUGAACAGACCACAGUGCAAUGUGUUCACGUCCCAGCAGACUAUCGAGUAAAGUUUGAAAGAUAGGGAAGACACUAAGAUAUGCGACUUUGACGCAAAUAUGUUCAUUCUAAUUCGGCAUGGCUCAAGCGUAUGGAGAACGACGAUUUAGAUCAAAUAUUGUAACUAGUGGAUGACAAUGGACAUGCAUCCGAAAUUCCUUUCCGGACGCCGAUCUUCGGACUUAGAGAUCGAGGUCUGUGGUCGAUCUAGAUCAAGAGGAGGCUCAUGUAUGUCCGUGAUUGACAGUUGUCUAACUGAUGUUGCCUUGAUCCUCGCAUCUCCUCCCACAAUCUAUGCAAUAAUCCCCUGUG
This is a messenger RNA of Marchantia polymorpha subsp. ruderalis, 1740 nucleotides long. The record is from the annotation of a GenBank genome assembly. NCBI's taxonomy places the organism in Eukaryota, Viridiplantae, Streptophyta, Marchantiopsida, Marchantiales, Marchantiaceae.